Messenger RNA from Myotis lucifugus (little brown bat), 3522 nucleotides. Its product is annotated as zinc finger protein 420. Gene Ontology annotation, biological process: regulation of transcription by RNA polymerase II. The record is from RefSeq and is a predicted model, not a curated record. Bases 288 to 2363 code for a protein of 691 amino acids. The transcript is spliced from 4 exons. Gene Ontology annotation, cellular component: PcG protein complex; transcription regulator complex. Gene Ontology annotation, molecular function: RNA polymerase II cis-regulatory region sequence-specific DNA binding; DNA-binding transcription factor activity, RNA polymerase II-specific. NCBI's taxonomy places the organism in Eukaryota, Metazoa, Chordata, Mammalia, Chiroptera, Vespertilionidae.
CUUGCGGCCCUGGGCGCCAGCGGGUCCGCUAGGUGGCUGUGUCUUUUAGCGUCUUCGCCGGCCGGCCACAGCCUUCCGGUGGUUGGACUACAUUUCCCAGAGCCCCCGCUUCCUAAGGCGGCUUCCUUUCCGUUUGUUCGCGCGACUUGGGGGCCUCGCUUUGGGGGAGAGCUGUUUCUGUGGAGGAGCGAGGGCCAGCCCUGGUGGGACCCGCGAAGCCGAAGUCGCACUGGACCCCGAGGGCGAUCCUGAACUGCACCUUCUGUCGAGGGCCCAGAGGAGGAAAAAUGGCUGUUAUGCAUUCAAAAGCAAAGUCCAGGAGAUUGGUGAUGUUCAGGGAUGUUGCCAUUGACUUCUCUCAAGAAGAAUGGGAAUGCCUGGACUUUGCUCAAAGGGAUUUGUACAGAGAUGUGAUGUUGGAGAACUAUAGUAACUUGGUGUCACUAGAUUUGUCAUCAAGAUAUGCCAAUAAUUACUUACCUCCAAAAGAAGAUACUUAUGAAACAGAAUUAUUUCAAUGGGAAAUGAAUGACAGGCUUCAAAUCUAUGAUAUUAAGAAGUCUAUUUCUAGAGAUUAUUUGGAAGUCAGAGGCACAUUGGAAAAUCAGAAGGAAUUUUUCAGGCAAGGAAUGAUUAUAUAUGAAAAAAUGUCUAUUUUCAAUCAGCAUGCUUACUUAUCUCAAUAUCCCACAUGUAAUUCUGAGAAGCCCUAUAAAUGUAAGGAAUGUGGGAAGGCCUUUAGACGAGCCUCACACCUAACUCAACAUCAGAGUAUUCAUACUGGUGAAAAACCCUAUCAAUGUAAGCAAUGUGGGAAGGCCUUUAGUCGUGAUUCACAGCUCAGUCUUCAUCAUAGACUUCAUAGUGGUGAGAAACCAUAUGCAUGCAAGGAAUGUGGGAAGGCCUUUACUCAGAGCUCACAACUGAUUUUACAUUACAGAAUUCAUACUGGUGAAAAACCAUAUAAAUGUGAACAAUGUGGGAAAGCUUUUAUUCGUAGUUCACAACUAACCCGACAUCAAAAAGUCCAUACUGGAGAGAAACCUUAUGAAUGUAAAGAAUGUGGGAAGGCCUUUACUCAGAACUCACAACUUACACUGCACCAGAGACUUCAUACUGGCGAGAAACUCUAUGAAUGUAAAGAAUGUAGAAAGGUCUUUACUCAGCUCUCACAACUUAUUCUACAUAAGAGAAUCCAUACUGGUGAAAAACCCUAUGAAUGUAAGGAAUGUGGGAAAGCUUUUAUUUGUGGCUCACAGCUUUCUCAACAUCAGAAAAUUCAUAAUGGGGAAAAGCCAUAUGGAUGUAAAGAAUGUGGGAAGGCCUUUAUUCGUGGCUCAUUACUUAUGCAACAUCAGAGGAUUCAUACUGGUGAAAAACCCUAUAAAUGUGAACAGUGUGGGAAGGCCUUUAUCCGUGGUUCACAACUUACUCAACACCAGAGAAUUCAUACCAAUGAGAAGCCCUAUGAAUGUAAGGAAUGUGGAAAGACCUUUAAUCAUGGUUCACAACUUACUCAACAUCAGAGAAUUCAUACUGGUGAGAAACCCUAUCAAUGUAAUGAAUGUGGAAAAGCCUUUAAUAGAGGCUCACUACUUACUCGGCAUCAGAGGAUUCAUACUGGUGAGAAACCCUAUGAAUGCAAAGAAUGUGGAAAGACCUUUAGUCGUGGCUCAGAACUUACUCAACAUGAGAGAAUUCACACUGGUGAGAAACCCUAUGAAUGUAAGGAAUGUGGAAAGUCUUUUAUUCGUGGUUCACAGCUUACUCAACAUCAGAGAAUUCAUACUGGUGAGAAACCUUAUGAAUGUAAAGAAUGUAGAAUGGCCUUUACUCAGAGUUCACAUCUUUCUCAACAUCAGAGACUUCAUACUGGUGAGAAGCCAUAUGUAUGUAAUGACUGUGGAAAGGCCUUUGCUCGUGGCUUACUACUUAUACAGCAUCAGAGAAUUCAUACAGGUGAGAAACCUUAUCAGUGUAAGGAAUGUGGGAAGGCCUUUAUUCGUGGUUCACAACUUACUCAACAUCAGCGAAUUCACACUGGAGAAAAACCCUAUGAAUGCAAGGAAUGUGGGAAAGCCUUUAGUCAUGGUUCUCAACUUACUUUACAUCAAAGAAUCCAUACUGGUGAGAAGCCCUAUGAAUGCAAAGAAUGUGGAAAAGCCUUUACUCAGAGCUCACACCUUUCUCGACAUCAGAGAGUUCAUACUGGUGAGAAACCAUAUCAAUGUAAGGAAUGUGGGAAGGCCUUUACUCGUGGUUCACAACUAACUCAACAUCAGAGAAUUCAUAUCAGUGAGAAAUCUUUUAAAUAUAAGGAAUGUGGAAUAGACUUGACUCAUAGCUCACAAGUUUAUAUAUGAAUUUGAAACUUUGUGAUUAAUAAAGAGAUUUCUGUGGUCAUUAAUCCAUUAUAAUCAAAGAAUUCUUAAAAUGUGAAUAUGGGAGUACACUUUCUCAUAAAACUCUGCAUCAGUGAAUUUAUUUGCGGAAGAGUGAUAAUGUAAUCCAUAUAGAAAAAUUUAUUACUAGAAACUGAUUAAACUUUGGUGAAUUUUAAUCAAUAGUAAUGUAAUAAAUAUUAGAAGGCCUUCAGCCAUAGCAUGUCUUUUUAAGCAUUAUCUUGACUCUAUCAGUUGCUUCCCUUUGUGACAUUUGUUAUGAUAACCUUUAGUUUAAUCAUUUGUAAGAAAACCUAAUACCUUCCUUAUCAAAUUCUUGAAAGUAUUAUGUGAGUUGUUACAUGUAAAGCUUUUAGAGCAGUGCCUUGAACAUAGCAUAGCACAGAUAUUAGCUGUUAUUAUAGUGUUAGAUAAUUUGCAUGAGAGAAGGACACUUAUGAGUAUAAUGAAUAUCGAGAAAUAUUCCAUUUAACAUUUAACCCCAAUUAUUUGAAUGGGGAACACUGUAUGCUAUAAUAAAUGUGAGCAAGCUUUUAUUUAGAUUUGAUCCAAUAUGCUAUAAGAGGAAAUUCAUACUGUAUAUUUAAAAAAAACCACUGUAGGUUUAAUGAGUGGAUUGUUGACGAGGUUUUAAGUGAAUUGUAACAAAGUCCAACAACUCAUAUUUUCUAUUUCUAACCACAAUUCAAGAUUAUUAUUUAGAAAUGGAUAACCAUAAUAAAUCUUUCUACUAGGAACUUUUUAAAAACUUAGGUUUACAGAUUUUGAUUAACAUGAAAAUAAAAACUGACAUUACAGACUGUUUUGCAAUGAAAAAAUGAGUCUAUGUCAGAGACUGCUGUUUUUCUGCCCAAUAUCCAUUUCCCUUUUUUAGUAAAUGAAUUCUUGAUUGAAAACCUAUGUAAGCUUUCCUUGCUGAUCAAAGUGGAAAUGAUAUUUUGUAUGAUUAGGACAUUUAACCCCUUUUCCUCUAUUUUCCCUCUGUCUACAAUGUGGACAUUUAACCUGUAGUGCUGGCAGUUUUAUGGGAACUUUGAGAAUGGGUAUUAAGGAUGGUGGAGCAGAAAAACAAAAUAUACACCUCUGCUGAUUUUAUACAACAGCCACAACAACUUUGGUC